Molecule: messenger RNA, 369 nt
Organism: Sphenostylis stenocarpa
Lineage: Eukaryota; Viridiplantae; Streptophyta; Magnoliopsida; Fabales; Fabaceae
Source: the annotation of a GenBank genome assembly
AUGGUUUUUGUUAGGCUUGCUCCUGUGGCUCUCUUCUUCCUUACCACUUCCUUAUUCUCGAUGAAGAACACAGAAGCAUCAGGUGCUUUUUGUGCGAGUAACUUUUGUUCGCUGUCUCCAGAUUGUGGCAUUGGUUGUUACUGCCACUAUGGUGGAUGCUAUAAUAGAGAACUUGCUUCUGCUGCGAAGAUGAUGGAAGAAAAUUCAGACCUAUGUGAAUCUCAUGAAGAGUGCAAGAAGAGAGGAAGUGGAGACUUCUGUGCUCGUUCUCCUAAUCCUCUAAUACAGCAUGGCUGGUGUUUUCACUCUCAUUCUGAAGCACUGAAACAAUUCUUCGCAAUUACCACGCAAUAUUUGUAUGCCAAGUGA